AUACCAAGAUCAUUAAAUGGUAAACUACCAAGAUCAUUAAAUGGUAAACUAUCAAGAUCAUUAAAUAGUAAACUACCAAGGUCAUUAAAUGGCAAAUUGCCAAGAUCAUUAAAUGGUAAACUACCAAGAUCAUUAAAUGUUAAACCACCAAGAUCAUUAAAUGUUCAACUACCAAGAUCAAUUAAUGGUAAACUACCAAGACCAUUUAAUGCUAAACUAACCAGAUCAUUAAAUGGCAAACAUCCUAGAUCAUUAAAUGGUAAACUACCAAGAUCAUUAAAUGGUAAACUA
Molecule: messenger RNA, 291 nt
Organism: Lottia gigantea (owl limpet)
Lineage: Eukaryota; Metazoa; Mollusca; Gastropoda; Lottiidae
Exons: 1
Source: RefSeq, a predicted model, not a curated record